CUUCUGCGGAUAUUUUCACGGUUCUAGCCAUGGGCGCUAAGUCUUCAAAACCAAUUCCCCCUUCCUCUCCUCUGGGACAGCUGUUGGAAGCCCUACAGCCCCACGCCUUAAUUCCUUCUGUUAAAUUAUCUACACUCAUCCGCCUUUGCUCUAAGAGGUGGCCGUCCUACGGCCUACAGGGGAACUUUAAAUGGCCAUCUUGCGGGUCUUUUGACCCCGAUAUUCUACGGGAACUAGCUAACUUUUGCCACCGUUCUGCUAAAUGGAAAGAAAUGAUGUAUAUUAUGGCAUUCUUUUACAUGGCUUUAAAAACAAAUCCUUCUACUGUCUCUCAGUGCUCACCUGCUCACAUGUUCUUAGCAAUGCCGCCCCACCCGGAACCUCCUGCUCCUGCUAUGGACCCCGCGGACGAACCUCCACCUCCCCGGCCUCGCGGGGCUACUCCUUCCCGUUCUGCCAGAUCUAACGAUGGUUCUUCCAUUCCCCUUUCCUCCAAAGUUUCUUUUAGGCACAGAAAAUCCUCCUCCAGGUCACCUAACCGUUCUCCGUCUAGUUCCCCAACAGGCUCCCGUUCUGGAUCUACAGGGAUUUCGCCCAGUUCCUCCGAGGAGGCUUCCACCCGCCCCCGCCGAUCCCGGGAGCGAUCCCGGGAGCGGCUGGAAAAUUCUCCCCACCCCCACCACAGGUCGCAUGGGGGGGUGGAGGCUUCCACCCGCCCCCACCGCAGGACAUACAGACAGUCGGGAACGUCUUCGGAUUCUUCCCCAUCCCCCUCCCGCCCCGUCCCUAGGCCGCGAUCUUCCAAAGCCCCUCUGGGCGGCUCCACUCCCGCCCACCGCCUUGCACCUUCUUUCACCCCUCCGCUCACACGCUCGCGUGCUGCGGAGUCUGACGCUGGUCAAGUCAGACCAGCCACCGUUCUGCCCUUGCGGGAGGUGGCUGGGGCAGAGGGUGUAAUGAGAGUCCACGUUCCGUUCGCCUUAUCGGAACUCUCACAUAUUUCUAAGUUACUCGGGUCAUACACGGCUAAUCCCACCAAUUUCACAAAGGAGUUUCAAUAUUUAACCCAAUCUUAUAACCUAACUUACCAUGACAUUUUUAUGAUCCUGUCUAAUAACUUGCUUCCCGAGGAGCGCAGGCGGGUUUGGGAGCAAGCGAGACUCCAUGCUGAUGAAGUCCACCAAACCUUAGCCUCCCACCCUCCGGGGGCAGAGGCGGUGCCAGACCAGGAACCCCACUGGGAUUAUAAUUCCCCUGGGGGCAUUCUGGCCAGAGACCGGUUCCUAACUUGCCUCAUGAUAGGGCUCCGCAAGGCUGCCCUUAAACCAGUAAACUAUUCUAAACUUGCAGAAAUUUUUCAGGACACUAAGGAAAAUCCUUCCGCAUUCCUUGACCGCCUUACCAAAGCCAUGUUACAGUUUACGAACAUGGAUCCAGAAUCCACUGAGGGCAGACAGCUUCUAAUGACCCAUUUCUUUAACCAGUGCUACCCGGAUAUCAAAGCCAAGCUCAGACGUUUUGAAAAGGGUCCCCUAACCCCACAAGCACAGGCUCUGGAGGUGGCCUUCAAAGUGUACCACGCCAGGAACGACAAGGCUCGCAACCACUGCCACGUGAUAACCGCGCCUGCCCGGCCAGCAGAGGUGACAGACUCGACCCGUCCUGUUCGUGCUGCCCCCCCACCUCCCGGGGUGCGUGAGCCACCGGGCCCAUGCUUCAAGUGUGCAUCCUAACGGUGACCCAGCUACUCAAGAGCCAGACAAAUACAAUCUCCAAGCAGAUGUAAUCUCCAGACAGAUGCGAUUUCUUCAAUCAGCCACUUGAUGCCAGCGGACAAAACAUCGAUAUGACAUCAGGACAACCGGACGCUCCCCGGACCCCUCGACGCCCAAAGUCAGCAGGAAGCAGUCAUGAGAGACCGGGCUACGCCCCUAUUCCCUACCCGUUAAGACCCUCAACCCCCCCCUCAAUUUUUUUUUAAUAAAACCAAAAGGGUGGAAUGCUGUUCCUUUGGAGACAAGGCCACGCGUGCGCAGAAAAUACAGUCUCCAAGCGGACUACAAAGCGGACUACAAACCCCAGUGGUACAAUGGAAAACUACGCACGCGCAAGGACACUUUUUCCCAAAAUGCCCAGAGCCCUUUAAAAAUGGGCGUUCCAACCCGCCCGCUCUCUCUCGCCCGCCUCUCACUCUCUCCCCUCCCUUUUUCCUUUCGUCUCUUCACUCCCGUUCCUUGUAUGUUACCCUCCCCCAUUAAAGUUUACCC
Molecule: messenger RNA, 2267 nt
Organism: Chionomys nivalis (European snow vole)
Lineage: Eukaryota; Metazoa; Chordata; Mammalia; Rodentia; Cricetidae
Exons: 2
Coding region: 30-1733 (567 amino acids)
Biological process (GO): virion assembly
Source: RefSeq, a predicted model, not a curated record